Messenger RNA from Thyridium curvatum, 1761 nucleotides. RefSeq lists its product as uncharacterized. The record is from RefSeq and is a predicted model, not a curated record. The coding region runs from base 1 to 1761 and encodes 586 amino acids. Gene Ontology annotation, biological process: transmembrane transport; carbohydrate transport. Gene Ontology annotation, molecular function: carbohydrate:proton symporter activity. Gene Ontology annotation, cellular component: membrane. Lineage: Eukaryota; Fungi; Ascomycota; Sordariomycetes; Thyridiales; Thyridiaceae. The transcript is spliced from 14 exons.
AUGGCGGCCGAGGCACCACCACGCGCCUCCGGGCCGGCACCCGAAGACGAGGAGGUCACGCCGGCUCCGCCCGUGAGCGACCCGGAGAAGCGCGCCCUUGGCGGCGGCGGCGACGACGCGGCGCUCGACGACGGGCACGACAAGGCCCGCCUGCGCAUGAUCGACUUUGCCAAGACGGCCACCGAGAAGGAGCACAAGAUGACCCUGUGGCAGGGCAUCCGGCUGUACCCCAAGGCCAUCGCGUGGAGCGUCCUGAUCAGCACCUGCAUCGUCAUGGAGGGCUAUGACGUCUGCCUGAUCAACAACUUUUAUGCGUUCCCCCAGUUUGCUAGAAAGUAUGGCGAGAAGCUGCCGGGCAAGGACGAUUACGAAGUCACCGCGCCGUGGCAGUCUGGGCUGAGCAAUGGCGCCAACGUUGGUGAACUCAUUGGAUUGCUGCUCAACGGCUGGAUCUCAGAGCGCUUUGGAUACCGGUAUACCGUCAUUGGGUGCCUUGUCCUCAUCAUUGCAUGGACGUCCAUCUUCUUCACUGCACAGAACGUAGUCUCUCUUCUCGUAGCGGAGAUCCUCUGCGGUAUUCCAUGGGGAGUCUUCCAGACCUUGACCAUCACGUACGCGUCAGAGGUCUGCCCCGUAGCCCUGCGUGGAUAUUUGACUUGCUAUGUGAACCUGUGCUGGGGUGUCGGGCAGGAAAUCGGCAUCGGAGUGAUUAUGAGUAUGCUGAACCGAGAUGACGAGUGGGCGUAUCGCAUCCCCUACGCGCUGCAGUGGAUGUGGCCGCCUUUCCUGAUCGUCGGCAUCUACUUCGCCCCCGAGUCCCCCUGGUGGCUGGUGCGCAAGGGCAAGCUGGAGGCUGCCAAGAAGUCUCUGCUUCGCCUCACCAGCUUGAACCGUGAGACCGACUUUGACGCCGACGAGACGAUUGCCAUGAUGGCGCACACUGCUGCUCUCGAGGAGAAGACGACUCGUGGCGCUUCGUACUUGGACUGCUUCAAGGGUCAUGAUCUCCGCAGGACCGAGAUUGUGUGCAUGAUCUGGGCUAUCCAGAACCUGAGUGGGAACUCAUUCUCCAACUACUCCACUUACUUUUUGAAACAAGCCGGGCUUAGCGAGCAUGAUGCUUACGGCUUCGCUCUCGGGCAAUACGCUUUCAACAUUGUCGGCGUGUUUGGUGCUUGGGGCUUGAUGACCUUGGGUAUCGGCAGACGCUCUCUCUAUUUGUAUGGUCUUUGCGGCUUGUUCACGAUGCUGCUCAUCCUCGGCUUCAUGGGCCUUGUGCCCGAGGCCCACAGGACGGAGGGCUCCAUCGCCACGGGCAGUAUCAUGUUGUGCUGGGCCCUGACAUACCAACUGACUGUCGGCACCGUCGCGUACUCCCUCGUGGCGGAGAUGUCGACUCGGCGCCUACAGAUCAAGACGGUGGUGCUCGGCCGUGUGCUCUACAUCAUUGUGGGCAUCAUCUGCAGCGUUCUGACGCCUUAUAUGCUUAACCCCGGACAGUGGAACUGGCGCAACUAUGCCGGCUUCUUUUGGGCGGGUGCGUGCUUCCUGUGCAUCAUCUACACAUUCUUCCGCGUGCCGGAGCCCAUGGGCCGGUCGUUUGCCGAGCUGGACGUGCUGUUCGAGAGGGGAGUCAGCGCACGCAAGUUCUCCAAGACACACGUCGACGUGUUUGAGGCCGAUGUCGACGACCGCGUGAUGAACAUGUACAGCGAGCAGGUCGGCGCGGCGCAGGCCAGCCAACUCAAGGGGCAGCCCUGA